CUAAUCUAUCUGUCACUCUAUCACACACACACACACACACACACACACACACACACACACACACACACACACACACACACACACACACACACACACACACACACACACACACACACACACACACACACACACACACACACACACACACACUAGGCAAUGCCUACUGUCUCUUACACAUGCACAUGUAAGCACGCUUGCUUAAUAUGUCCCACCGUACAUAUUCACUUUAUCAAAAGAAAAAAAUAUAAAGAAAAAUGAACAGACCCCAGGGAAUCCUUUUCACAUCCUAUGCCAUCAGGGACUUUGAUGAUCUUAAACCAUUGCUGUUGUAGCCAUGACCCCAACUUUCAUCAACUCAUUGAAUGCGCCCAUGUCCAUGUCCCUCCUGAUCAUUCCUUCCAUUAAGACCACUUCUGAGCACAGUAUGUCUUCCCCGUCCCCUCUGUGUGGUCCAUCAACCAUGUCCCCCCCCCCUCCCCCGACCGAUCGCUUUCUUCCGCCUCAACCUCGAAACACGGCAGUUAUAAACCACAGGGUGAUUUUCAGUAUCACACUGGUCUUCAGGCCACGCCAGUUAUCCACAGGGUGAUCUACAGUAUUCGGGGACAUCAUCAUCACCGUCAUUCACUUUGGUUACUGUCCUGUAUCGUGAGAUAUUGGCAUGCAGGGAUUUCUAAGCAAUCAACUUUUUUCUCUUCAAAUCUUUUUUUCUAUUCCCUCUGGUGACACUUUUCUUUAUCCUCAAGACACUGCCUAUACAGAGAGCUUGGUUCAACACCCUCCCCCCCCCCCCCCCCCCCCAAAUAUCACACAACAACCAAACAAAAGGAGUUUUGCCUUGAUGGCAGACUGAAAAAGGAAGGACAUGGCGUUGGAGAACAGGGAAUUUAGAGAACCUUUACGUUGAGCGCUCUGGGCUGCCACGAUGCAUGCGGGUCUAAAGGCACAUCGACAAGUGCUCGGUUCCAGCCCCCACGUCCGAUGGAUUUUAAAGCUCUCAAAACACUGGCCAUUGGCAUUUAAACACAGCUCCAGCCUACCACACCACAAGACGGAGGAAUCACAUGGCGGAGAGGAGAAGCAAAGGGAAUGGGAUUACUACAAACACGACACCCAGAGUGCUGUGGAAGAGGGUCGCGUGUUGUAGUUUGUGACAGAGCAGUGGGUAUUGUAAGUUGGAAAUGGUUUGGAAAGUCGGUUUUCUUUGCGUUGCACUUGUUUCAGAGAAAGUGUGUCAGCGUGCUAUACUGAAUUGACACAUGAGCUUUGCCCUCCCACUCAGAGAGAAUCGGUUGGCCAGUGCAGUUCCCCUAAACUGUGCUUCUUGUACAAUGAUUUAUUUUCUUUUUUUUGAAUUCUGGGUAUGUUUUCUAACUUUAAAACAUGAAAUAAAAUUGGCCAUGACAAGGUCAAUUAAUUUGGCCAAGUCCAACUGCCUUGAGAAUGAAUAUAUAAAUAUAUAUAUAAGGAAAAUAUAUAUUUGUUUUGAGGGAAAUUGUUAUCAAAAAAUUAAAUGCUGUUUCUAUUUUAAUUGAUGACUGGUGAAUGGGUUUUUUGAUGAUUGUUUUCUUAAGAAAUGUUUUGGGUUUACUAUUGUUUCUUUUUUUCUAUAGAGUAUAGACUUUUUACACUUGAAAUAUAAAGACAACAGCUUAGAGACACUGGAUUAGAAAUGCCUUUAUAGUCAAAUACAGCUGCUUCUUGAAAUGCAUUAUUGUUGAGUCUUUCUUUCAAUUUGAAAAGUGUAUUUCUAAUCGAAUAGAGAAAAUGAUCAUCAGGAACUGCAUGCAGGAUCCUGCCAGGACUUCUACACCUCAACAGGCCAAUGGAGUUGAUUUUUCUCCAGUCGAUGGUAUGGAAGACCUGUGACCAAAUAAUACAAUUAAAUCUUGCAUUAUUUGUUCCAAAAUAAUGAGUUGUAUUCAUUGUAAUCAAAUACAUAUUAUGUGGGCCUGUUAUUCCUACCUGCACCAACACUACUUUGUUCCCGAGCAAUAGCCAGCCUAUCCCACCACUUAAUACAUCAUUCGAUUUCCAACCCAUGUUUAAAAAUAGAUAUAUUCAAGUAUUGUAAGUUUAAUGAUCUAUUACCGAAUGACUCGUGUGAUGUGGUGUAGCCUAUUUUCUGUAUACAGACUUACAUGGAUGGCCAAUUAACCUAGUGAUUUAUAUAUUUUUAGGCAAUUAAUUAAAUAGGUUCCUUGUUCUCUAAUACAACCCCAAUCCGUGGUUAUUGUCAAAAAUCUGACGUAUGACAAGUGUUUAGGCAGCCAUUCUAAUUGGUAAAAUAGCCCGAGUGCUUCCCUAAUAGAAGGGGAGCGUGAGGAACUAGCCUACAUUCAGUAGGCCAAUUAUAUAUCCUCUCAAAAAAGGCGCUGUAUGGGGUGCGGGAAGAUUUGCGGGAGACUUACCCAAUAGCUCUAACUAUUCAGCUUUAAAAAUAAAUAAAAAUAAUGAUACGCAUGAAUUAACCAGUGGCUUCUAAGAUGGUAAAGCAGCACCAUUGUGAGUGAACCAUUGGGUUCUUAGUGGGUAGAGCAGCACCAUUCUGAAUUAACCAGUGGGUUCUAAGGUGGUAGAGCAGCCCCAGUGCGUCCUCCCAGCCUGAUGUCCCCAGUGAGGCUUCCGGACUGAAGAGCUUCUGCGCCGCUUCCGCCGCCAUUGCGGUUUUCGGAGUAAAGCUUGUGCCGCCGUAGCCGCUGCUCCUCUCCGAUGCGGUGGAUAUAACGCACGGACCGGGGGACAUAUUUGACAUUUCUGACAACGGAAUUUGUUUUUCAAACGUUCAAAAACACUCAGUUUUGCCGCCCUGAUCCGGCUUCGUUAUCUCCUCCCUGGCUCCGACCUACAGAGAUAAGGAGAGGUCGUAGCUAGCGCGGCUAAGCUACUCCCACUGUCAGCUAGCUGUAGAGCUACAACAUCAGCACCAUUGAGGGACCAAACUCAAGCAACAUGGCUCAAAUACUGCCUAUCCGCUUCCAGGAGCACCUGCAGCUGCAGAACCUUGGAAUCAACCCAGCCAACAUCGGGUUCAGCACUCUGACCAUGGAGUCUGAUAAAUUCAUUUGCAUCAGAGAGAAGGUGGGCGAACAGGCCCAAGUGGUUAUUAUUGACAUGGCCGACCCCAACACUCCCAUCCGCAGACCCAUCUCUGCAGACAGCGCGAUCAUGAAUCCAGCCAGUAAAGUGAUCGCCCUCAAAGCUGCAAAGACUCUACAGAUCUUUAACAUUGAGAUGAAGAGCAAGAUGAAGGCCCACACCAUGACGGAUGACGUGACGUUCUGGAAGUGGAUCUCCCUCAACACGGUCGCCCUGGUCACCGACAAUGCCGUCUACCAUUGGAGCAUGGAAGGAGACUCCCAGCCAAUCAAAGUCUUUGACCGUCACUCCAGCCUGGCCGGAUGUCAGAUCAUUAACUACCGCACCGAUGCCAAACAGAAAUGGCUUCUGCUGAUUGGUAUUUCAGCACAGCAAAACCGUGUGGUGGGGGCCAUGCAGCUGUACUCGGUGGACAGGAAGGUGUCCCAGCCCAUCGAAGGCCAUGCCGCGGGCUUCGCCCAGUUCAAGAUGGAGAGCAACACAGAGGAGUCCACUCUGUUCUGCUUCGCCGUGCGGGGACAGGCCGGAGGAAAGCUGCACAUCAUCGAGGUGGGCACUCCACCGACGGGCAACCAGCCGUUCCCAAAGAAAGCCGUGGACGUGUUCUUCCCACCGGAGGCCCAGAACGACUUCCCCGUCGCCAUGCAGAUCAGCUCCAAGCAGGACGUGGUGUUCCUCAUCACCAAGUAUGGCUACAUCCACCUGUAUGACCUGGAGACCGGCACCUGCAUCUACAUGAACCGCAUUAGCGGGGAGACCAUCUUCGUGACCGCCCCCCACGAGCCAACCGCGGGCAUCAUCGGGGUCAACAGGAAAGGACAGGUGCUGUCGGUGUGCGUGGAGGAGGAGAACAUCAUCCCCUACAUCACUAACGUGCUGCAGAACCCUGACCUGGCACUGCGCAUGGCCGUGCGCAACAACCUGGCCGGCGCCGAGGAGCUGUUCGCCCGCAAGUUCAACACCCUGUUUGCAGCAGGGAACUACUCCGAGGCGGCCAAGGUGGCAGCCAACGCACCCAAGGGCAUCCUCCGUACCCCGGACACCAUCCGGCGCUUCCAGAGCGUGCCCGCCCAGCCGGGCCAGACGUCCCCCCUGCUGCAGUACUUUGGCAUCCUGCUGGACCAGGGCCAGCUCAACAAGUUUGAGUCCCUAGAGCUGUGCAGACCGGUGCUCCAGCAGGGACGCAAGCAGCUGCUGGAGAAGUGGCUCAAGGAGGACAAGCUGGAGUGCUCAGAGGAACUGGGGGACCUAGUGAAGUCUGUGGACCCCACACUGGCCCUCAGCGUCUACCUGAGGGCCAACGUCCCAAACAAGGUCAUCCAGUGUUUUGCAGAGACGGGCCAGUUCCAGAAGAUUGUCCUCUACGCUAAGAAGGUGGGGUACACCCCGGACUGGAUCUUCCUGCUCAGGAACGUGAUGCGCAUCAGUCCGGAGCAGGGCCUGCAGUUCUCCCAGAUGCUGGUCCAGGACGAGGAGCCACUGGCUGACAUCACACAGAUCGUGGACGUGUUCAUGGAGUACAACCUGAUCCAGCAGUGCACCUCCUUCCUGCUGGACGCCCUGAAGAACAACCGGCCCACCGAGGGCCCGCUGCAGACGCGCCUGCUGGAGAUGAACCUGGUGCACGCCCCCCAGGUUGCCGACGCUAUUCUGGGCAACCAGAUGUUCACCCACUACGACCGCGCCCACGUGGCCCAGCUGUGCGAGAAGGCGGGCCUCCUGCAAAGGGCGCUGGAGCACUACACCGACCUGUACGACAUCAAGCGGGCCGUGGUGCACACGCACCUGCUCAACCCUGAGUGGCUGGUGAACUUCUUCGGCUCCCUGUCAGUGGAGGACUCCCUGGAGUGCCUGCGGGCCAUGCUGUCGGCCAACAUCCGGCAGAACCUGCAGAUCUGCGUCCAGGUGGCCUCCAAGUACCACGAACAGCUCUCCACGCAGUCCCUCACCGAGCUCUUUGAGUCCUUCAAGAGCUUCGAGGGCCUCUUCUAUUUCCUGGGCUCCAUCGUGAACUUCAGCCAGGACCCCGAGGUCCACUUCAAGUACAUCCAGGCGGCCUGCAAGACAGGCCAGAUCAAGGAGGUGGAGCGCAUCUGCCGCGAGAGCAACUGCUACGACCCCGAGCGCGUCAAGAACUUCCUCAAGGAGGCCAAGCUGACGGACCAGCUGCCUCUGAUCAUCGUGUGCGACCGCUUCGACUUCGUCCACGACCUGGUGCUGUACCUCUACCGCAACAGCCUGCAGAAGUACAUCGAAAUCUAUGUGCAGAAGGUGAACCCUAGCCGCUUGCCCGUGGUCAUUGGGGGGCUGCUGGACGUGGACUGUGCCGAGGACGUCAUCAAGAACCUGAUCAUGGUGGUGCGGGGGCAGUUCUCCACCGACGAGCUGGUGGCCGAGGUGGAGAAGAGGAACAGACUGAAGCUGCUGCUGCCCUGGCUGGAGGCCCGCAUCCACGAGGGCUGCGAGGAGCCGGCGACGCACAACGCCCUGGCCAAGAUCUACAUCGACAGCAACAACAACCCGGAGCGCUUCCUGCGGGAAAACCCCUUCUACGACAGCCGUGUGGUGGGCAAGUACUGCGAGAAGAGGGACCCCCACCUGGCCUGCGUGGCCUACGAGAGGGGCCAGUGCGACCAGGAGCUCAUCCACGUCUGCAACGAGAACUCUCUGUUCAAGAGUCUGUCUCGCUACCUAGUGCGUCGCAAAGACCCCGAGCUGUGGGCCAGCGUGCUGCUGGAGACCAACCCUUACAGGAGACCCCUGAUCGACCAGGUGGUGCAGACCGCCCUCUCGGAGACCCAGGACCCGGAGGAGGUGUCGGUCACGGUCAAGGCCUUCAUGACGGCCGACCUACCCAACGAGCUCAUCGAGCUGCUGGAGAAGAUCGUCCUGGACAACUCUGUGUUCAGCGAGCACCGGUAGGGAGAUCUCUUUUUGUCUGCAUGGUGGCUGUAGCCCAUGGAUGUACCAUGGAUUAGGGCUGGGCGAUAUGGACCAAUACUCAUAUCUCGAUAUUUUUGGUUCGAAUGGCGAUAUACGAUGUUAUAACGAUAUUUUGAACAAAACGGGUAAAGUGUGUAG
Molecule: messenger RNA, 6180 nt
Organism: Gadus chalcogrammus (walleye pollock)
Lineage: Eukaryota; Metazoa; Chordata; Actinopteri; Gadiformes; Gadidae
Product: clathrin heavy chain 1-like
Exons: 19
Coding region: 2953-6021 (1022 amino acids)
Biological process (GO): intracellular protein transport; mitotic cell cycle; clathrin coat assembly
Cellular component (GO): spindle; clathrin coat of trans-Golgi network vesicle; clathrin complex
Molecular function (GO): clathrin light chain binding; structural molecule activity
Source: RefSeq, a predicted model, not a curated record